This is a messenger RNA of Sinocyclocheilus grahami, 957 nucleotides long. RefSeq lists its product as uncharacterized. The transcript has 9 exons. The annotation marks the transcript as partial. The record is from RefSeq and is a predicted model, not a curated record. Lineage: Eukaryota; Metazoa; Chordata; Actinopteri; Cypriniformes; Cyprinidae.
GUCAUGUCUAGCAGUAAGGAGCAGGCCUCCAUCAGUCAGGUGAUGUGUUUCCUCCAUGAGUGGGAUCAGGGCAGUAAGACGGUGCGCAGUCGAAUGCUAAGUGACUUUCUGGCCAAGAACACUGGAAAGACGUGUCCUGAACUGGAGCUCGAGUUCGCACAAGUUGCCAGCCUGUUCCUUGCUCGGCUCACUGCCUGGAUAAGACUAACCUAUAUGUUUGGAACGUGUCUAGACCUUCAGCUGAGAGCAGUGGGGGUUUUCCUGUCUGCUAACAGCAGUCAUCAGUACAUGAUUGAGUUUCUGGAGGUGGGUGGAGUGCUUACCCUGCUUGAGAUUCUAGGACAAGACAAACUCAAGGAAGGGGAUAAAACCGAGGGUCUUCGCCUGCUCCAGAUCAUCGCCAACGCGGGCCAAAAAUAUAAAGAGCUAAUCUGUGAAAGCUACGGUGUGAAGGCCGUAGCUGAAUGUUUGGCCAAAUCUGAGACAGAGGGGACUCAGGAGACCGCCGCCGCCCUGCUAGAAUCUUUGGCCCAUGGAAACCCCAAAUACCAGAAUCAGGUGUACAAGGGCCUGAUCGCCCUGCUGACCUGCACCUCACCAAGAGCACAGCAGCUUGUUUUACAGAUCCUACGUAUAAUUCAGCCCAUUGUAAAAACAGCCCAUCACAGCAUAUCCUAUCCAGAGGUGGCCAAAAUGACUGAUUCACUCCCUGUGCUUCUCCAGCAAGCAGCUUCUGCAAAAACCAUCAGGAUUCUGGCACAGAGAAGUGAAGAGAUAUCCAAAGAGCUGCUCUCUCUCAGAGUGAUCCAUCACUUACUGCACGCAAUGGGGAACCAGGAACAUGCAGAUUCCCAGAGACAAGCCAGCCUGGCUUUGGAGCAUUUUGUGCGCAUGUAUCCAGUGGUGGAAGAGCAUGUAUGCAGAGCAAUGGGCACCAGACUGUUUGAGUCUUUUAUG